Messenger RNA from Fomitopsis serialis, 1872 nucleotides. RefSeq lists its product as uncharacterized. The coding region runs from base 1 to 1872 and encodes 623 amino acids. NCBI's taxonomy places the organism in Eukaryota, Fungi, Basidiomycota, Agaricomycetes, Polyporales, Fomitopsidaceae. The record is from RefSeq and is a predicted model, not a curated record. The transcript is spliced from 7 exons.
AUGGCGACCUUCAACAUACCAGUUCUACUUCGUUAUUCCGGACGAGGCCCUAAUGCUUCUGGCUCGUACAAGGAGCUCGCCCGCAACGGUGUCGGACGUCGAGACCUUCUUGAAAACCUCGUCCAAUCUAAGCCUGUGGAAUUCGAACUGUCCAAUCCAGCACUUGAAUUUGCCGCGGUAGCCAUCCGUCAGGUUUCGACACCACUGUACUCUCCCGAUGCCAGUGAUGCAACAAUCUCCCAGACCGUAAACAAUGAAGUCAUCAGGAAAAAGACCAAGUUGAUCGCCGACCGAAUGAAGCUGUCUGGCAUGGAGGACAAGCUGGUGUCCAUCAUUUCCGUGCCGACAUUGGGUGACGACCAGCAGGCAACCCUUGCCUCGGUGGUGGAGGGAAUCGCAGCUAGGCUCCCUGAUCGAGAAGCCAUCGCCGCAGCUGGUAGAAAGCGGCGCUCUCCCUCGAGCGGGGCCACUGUUAGUGAGCUCAUGAAGACACAGACCCCAACCCACCUAGAUGCCGUGUACAACUAUCGGCCUCUUCACCUCGCGCCUCCUCCGAUCAUUAUCUACCGCCCGGCAUUCGCUCGAUUUGCUUAUUCCAUAUCCCAACCCAUUGGUUCCAACAUAUACACUCCUAAGGAGGUUGAAACAGCUCGAGAAUUCAUCGAACUAUCAUCUAAGCUCUAUGUGGACGAGCCAUCCCGUCAGAGGGCCAUAACGGAUGCCUUCCUCGAACCGGACGGCGUGAUACGUAUGGACACGUCAUUCGAAGGUUUUAGACCCGUCGUUGCCAUCACUGAGGUCAAGAACGAGAUUGGGACCGGUGGCUGUGAUCCACGCGCACAGGCUGAAUGUGCAUACGUUGCCAUCUACACAUCCCCCGAGGCCAAACCCAUCCGCAAUAUUUGCUGUUGCCCUGCUCUCCUUCUUGCAAUUGCCGGACCAUAUAUUGCCGUGAGCGGGGCCGCCUUCGCAGACCAGCUCAUUUCGCAGCCCUUCACGGACUACAUGUCUGUCAUUCCUCUGUCGCCACUCGAAUCGUCCUCAAUGUCCGAAACCAUACUCUCUGUUGCGCGGCUCUUCCGUGCGCUCAAGCAUUGCGUCACCGACUUGAAGACUUAUUACGGUGGUUUGCAAGCCAUGAAGUCGGUUUCUUCCUCACGCUUGAAAUCUGGUGCUCAGCGCACUUCUCCCCGAACAUCCUCAAACAACCCCGUAGAUACACGGCUCAGUGGCGUACCGAAGGCAUCCUCCGGCACACCGUCACAUUACGUAGGCCCGAGCUUCAGUACAUACACCGAUCUCAAUGGACAACAAGUGGAGCUGAAGUAUGUGGCUCGCCUGGCUGCCCAGUACAGCUCUAAAGCAGUCUUUCUCGCGGACGCUCGCGUCCCCGACAAGGCCGCCUUCAGAGUUGUUGUCAAAUUCACCGAAGCAUAUGGGAAGCACGCGCACAAGGUUGCGCAUGAAGGCGGGUUCGCUCCGAAGUUGCACCACUGCGAGAAGGUUAACAGCGUAGGAAUGUGGGUCGUCGUCAUGGACUUUGUCGCCAGCGGCAGUGAUUCCGUGCGCCUGUCCUCCGUUGCCGAGUCACUGCGCAACGCCGUCAAGACUCUUCACGACAAGGGCUUCGUGUUCGGAGACCUGCGCGAGCCGAACAUCUUGGUCACGAAGGAGGGGAAAGUUCAGCUCAUAGACUUUGACUGGUGCGGGCGUGUUGAGGAGGCCCGGUACCCGUACGACAUUGCAAUGACAGGCGACCACGGCUGGCAUGCUGAUGUGCAGCCGGGAGGGCUGAUCGCCAAGGAGCACGAUGCACACAUGUUCGAGCGCCUGACGGAGGUGCAGUUCGAGCUGACGGAGGAGCAGUCUUGA